CCCUUGUGUAUUCAAAAACAGUUUGUUAUUACUCUUAACCUACCUUGGUAAUCCUUAUUUGAUUGGAUUACCAAACGUUGUGUUAAUCAUUCUUAAAUGGUUCUUUUUGUCACUUAGUUUAAUUUAACGUUUUUAUAUAUAUAUCGUCUUGACAAGUAAAUGUGUGAUCAGAUUGUUCGAAAUGUAUAACGCAAAUACACAUCACAUCGUUUUUCAGAUAAUCUCCGUCUUCUAAUAAUGCUAUCCAAAUAUAUAAGAGGGACUAAUUGUUUUAAAUUUUUGAAAAGAAGACUCCCUCCAUGCACUAUCAAACGGUUAGAUGGACGUCUUAACCUGAAGUGUAAAGUAGCAUCUGAAAAGUGACACAUUCCCGAAAGUAUUUUACAAAUCCCUUCCAUCUUUCAAGUAUUAUUCGCCUUACGAAAUCUCACAUUGACGAUUCUAAUGGGAAUUUAUGUGGACUAAUUGAACUCGAUUUAUUGUCAUGAAAUAUUGAUUGUCUGAUGUCUCCAUUAUUUGUCAAAGUAAGUUCAUUAAUUUUUGUAGCUCUGUCGUUGAUAAGACGAAUACUAGAGAAUACUAGAUUGAAAUUGCUUGGAUCUUGCACGUCUGACUUCCAAUUAAACCAGAUCCCAUUAAAUCCUGAUAAGUAUGUGACAAAUCUGUCAUCGGUUGAACUUUUAUUACAUGAAAAAGAGGUGCUGUCAAUUGGUUUCAAUUUCUCUAUCCCAUUAAACAAUAUUUCAGACUUAACAAUUGAUUCUCAGUUUGAAAAUUUGUAUGAUCAGUUGAGUUCUCUAACAACUUCUUCGACAGAUGACCGAAGUUGGUCGAAAGUUAAAUGUGUAGAUGUAGCACACCAAUUCCGUAAUUCAAGUCGGAAACAAAGAAGCAUUUUAACAUCAACUCAUUUUAAAUCCCUAAAGGAAUUACGUAAUAGAUCCGAUUUAGUUAUUUUGACACCUGACAAUGGAUCUGGUGUAGUUGUAAUGGACAGAAGCGAUUACAAAACAAAAAUGUUCUCAAUCCUUAAUGACAAAAGCAAAUUCAUAGCCGAUGUUCCUUCUGAUGAUAUCAGAGAAUUGGUAGGAAAAGUAACUUCUCGCUUAGUAGAACUUCGUGGAAUGGUCGUUAUCGAUAAACAGGAGUUUAAUUCCUUGAAGCCCAUGGUAUCUGACUACCCAAACCUCUGUGGUUUACCCAAGAUUCAUAAGGUUGAUAAUCCGUUACGUCCAAUUCUAUUAAUGUGUCACUCUCCUACACAUAAAUUAGCAAAAUGGUUAGCUGAUAUUUUAAGUCCAGUACGCAAUGAAUUAUGAGAAUCAUAAUCUCAUUCAAUCAUGGAUUCUAUGCCUACUACCGUUAUCUGAAGAUUCCAACGAAUUCAAUGCUCACUUACAAAAACUUUUAUCUAUUUUGACUGAUAUUAAAACUUCCAAUGUGUAGAAUUCAGUUCUCUUCUAUUCUCUUCUCUUCUAUUCUAUUCUUUUCUAUUGUGUUCUGUUCCGUGUUUUGUCCCCCAUAGUCCUGUACUUUAUGCGUGCAAAUAAAAGAGGGGGAAAAGAAAGUGUAAUAUAUAUACAUAUUACUUUUACUACAAUGACAACAACAAUGUUAUAUUUAUUUCUGUACAUUCAUAUUUUCUUUCAAAUAAAAGCAUUUAUUUUAUUUUCAAGUAUUGGUUUUGUAGAGAUGUAGUUUGAUUGGGUGGA
Trichobilharzia szidati is the source of this 1712-nucleotide messenger RNA. The record is from the annotation of a GenBank genome assembly. Lineage: Eukaryota; Metazoa; Platyhelminthes; Trematoda; Strigeidida; Schistosomatidae.